CUCUCUCCCUCUUCUUUCCGUCGCGACCCUGCUGACGUAGCAGCGGUAUUUAGUUCUGCGCGAGCUUGCGCGUCUGGCGGCGUCACCAUUCUGGGAGAGGUGAUUGCUUUCAGUCUAGGUCGGGCUCAGUUGGGUUCCUUCUCUCGGCUCCGGCUGCCGAGAAGGGCGCUGGAGCCCGGGCGCUUGCCGGGCCGCCACCAUGAUGAGGCGCAGCAGGGCGGAAGUCGACCGCUAUGUUUCCUCCUUGCAGGCCUCGGCCCCUUCGCCUAAGGAGAAAUCCAUGAAAGGAUUCUUUUUUGCUAAGCUAUAUUAUGAAGCAAAGGAGUAUGAACUUGCUAAAAGGUAUAUAUCUACAUAUCUCACUGUCCAAGAAAGAGAUCCCAAAGCACACAAAUUCUUGGGACAAUUGUAUGAAGCUGAAAAUAAUAUUGAAAAAGCAGUAGGCUGUUAUAAACGUUCAGUGGAAUUGAAUCCAACACAGAAAGAUCUUGUAUUGAAGAUUGCGGAACUGUUAUGUAGCAAUGAUAUUACUGAUGGAAGAGCAAAAUAUUGGGUUGAGAGGGCAGCCAAACUUUUUCCUGGAAGUCCUUCAAUUUUCCGGUUGAAGGAAAGCCUCUUGGAUUGUAGAAGUGAAAAUGGAUGGAACCAACUUUUUGACUUGAUUCAGACAGAAUUAUACAGUAGACCAAAUGAUGUAUAUGUUAAUAUCAGAUUAGUAAAAUUAUACCUAUCAAAUAACAGGCUUGGCGAUGCUGUGGCACAUUGCCAGGAAGCAGAGAAUAAAAUAUCCUUACGGUCAAAUUUGGAAUGGUGUUCCUGUGUUGUUCAAACAUUUAAGGAAUAUCUGGAAUCUGUAGAGGACUCUGAAUCAGAUAAAAUUAGUUGGAGAAAGAUUCAAAGGGAUCUUUUACUGGCAUACUGUAAUUUGGUAGUAAUGAAACUUUCUGCUAGAGAUGUAGAAGAAAGUAGAUCAUCGCUUGAAAGCUUUGAUCAUACACUUCAUUUGGUAAAAUCACAUGCAGAUGGAAGUGAUGAACUUUCUGUCACUUUCCUGGAGAUGAGAGGACAUUUCUAUAUGCAUGCUGGAACUCUGCUGCUGAAAAUGGCCCAGCAGAGUGAGAUGCAAUGGAGAGCUGUUUCUGAACUGGCAGCUUUGUGUUAUCUUCACGCUUUUCAGGUUCCAAGACCAAAAUCAAAAUUAAUAAAAGGAGAUCAUGCUGAACAAGAAAAGUUGGAAAUAUUAGCCUGUGACCGACAGAGCCAGUCUGGCUAUAUGCUCUUAAACCUAAGCUAUGGCAAACAGGAUUUUUUAACAGAGGUCGUUGAGUCAUUUGCAAAUGAGAGUGGACACACUGCUUUAUUUUAUGCUCUUUUUGGGGAUGCUUCCUCUAAAGAGAACUCAUUUCUCAGCACAGACGAUAUUAAAAAUGUUGGUGUACAGGCUCCAGAAUGCGUAGAACUAGCUAGAUAUGAUAUUGGUGCCAUUAGAGCACAUGAUGGUAGUCUCCAGCACAUCACGUGGCUUGGUCUGCAGUGGAAUUCUACACCAGCUCUGCCAGCCAUUCGUAAAUGCCUAAAACAACUUUUCCAUUUGCCCCAGGAGACAUCAAGACUUGAAACCAAUGCUCCUGAAUCCAUCUGUAUGCUGGAUCUUGAAGUGUUUCUACUUGGGGUAAUAUUUACCAGUAACUUGCAAUUACAAGAGAAGUUUAAUACUAAGUACACUGUACAUCAGCCUCGAUUCCUGCCACUGCCAAUAUGCAAGCAACUUUGUACUGAAAGACAAAGAGCCUGGUGGGAUGCAGUUUAUACACUCAUUCAUAAGCAAGCAGUACCUGGAACAGCAGCAAAAGUAAGACUUCUGGUUCAACAUGAAUUGAACAUCCUCAGGGCCUUAGGAAAACAUGGUCUUCAACCAUCUCUUAUAGUGCACUGGGCAAAAAGUCUCCUUAAAACAGGCUGCAGUCUCAAUUCUUUCUAUGAUCAGAGAGAAUACAUUGGACGAAGUGUUUAUUAUUGGAAGAAAGUUUUGCCAAUGCUUGAGACAAUAAAGAAAAAGAGGAGUAUUUCUGAACCUAUUGACCCAUUGUUCAAACAUUUUCAUAGUGAAGAUAUUCAGCUUUCACAGGUUGAAGAAUACCAAGAAGAAGCACGUAUAGCAUUUGCUAUUUUGGAUGCUGUUGAUGGUAAAACAGAUGAUGCGACACAUGCAUUUGAAGCUAUUAAAAAUGUUGUUGCAUAUUGGAAUCUUGCUUUGAUUUUCCAGAGGAAAGCUGAAGAGAUAGAAAAUGAUGGUCUGUCACCAGAAGAACAAGAAGAAGGCAGGAAUUAUUUGAAAAGAAGCAGGGAUUAUCUCCUAAAGAUAAUUGAUGAGAGCUGCAUGGAUUCAUCUGUCGUUGAAAAGUUACCUGUAUCCAUCAGGACAGUUAAGGAGAUGCUGGAAGGCAUAAUGCAGGAUCUUGGAGACAAUGGAGAAGAAAGGAGUCUUGUGAAUAAUUUGAGCCACCUUGUGGAAUCAGAAGUGAAACAUUCUACACCAUCACCCACAACAUUUUCAUUAUCUCCAAGUAAAAGUUACAAGUUCUCCCCCAAAACUCCCCCUCGCUGGGUCGAGGAUCAGAAGUCUUUGCUGCAGAUGAUUUGUCAGCAAGUGGAGUCCAUUAAGCAUGAAAUGCAAGAAAUGAAACUUAACAACUCUAACACAAAUCUGUCUAAUCGGUGGCCAGCUGAAAGCUAUGCAACAGAGACAAUGCCAGAUGGGUACCAGGGAGCACAAAACUUUCAUGGAGCACCAUUAACUGUUGCUACUACAGGACCGUCAGUCUAUUACAACCCAUCACCGGCAUAUAAUUCUCAGUAUCUUCUACGACCAGCAGCAACCAACGUGACUCCCACAAAGGCUCCUGUGUAUGCCAUGAAUAGACUUACACCCCAGCAACAUAUAUAUACAUAUCAACAGCCCAUGCAUACUCCUCCACUGCAGAAUACAUCUGCUUGUAUGUUUUCACAAGAUAUGUAUGGUGCACCACUGCGUUUUGAUUCUUCUGGAACUGGAAUUUUAUCUCCACGAGGCAAUGAAGACUACUACAAUUAUAGUGUGCCACCAACAAGCACGAAUCCACCCCUCCCCGAACCAGGCUACUUUACAAAACCUUCCACAGCACCUCCUGUUUCCAGAUCUGCAGAAACAAAGGUGAUAGAAUUUGGGAAGUCAAACUUUGGACAGCCUCCUGUAUCAGCAGAUGGAACAAAACCUUCAUUAAUAACUUCUACCCAGCCAACCACUUUUAAAUUUAAUUCUAAUUUCAAAUCUAAUGAUGGAGAUUUCACUUUUUCAUCGCCUCAAGUUGUAGGACAGCCCCAUAAUGCAAACUACAACAACAGUGACAGCUUGUUGGGUCUUUUGACAUCAGAUAAACCCAUCAAAGAGGAUCGAUACUCAGGACAGCGCAACAUAUUCAGUUUUGGUGGCAAAAAUUCUUCUGGUGUUUCAUUAACAGAUAAAAUGGGACAUACUCAAUCGAAGCCCUCUGGAUUUGGCAAGGAUGAUAUGUUUGGGUGUCAAGAACCUGGCAAGCCUGUAUUUGGGACGCCAAACUUAGGUGGAGCAAACAGAAGUCAUGAAACAGAUGGUGGCAGUGUCCAUGGUGGGGGUGAUGAAGAAGAUGAUGGUCCUCAUUUUGAACCUGUUGUCCCUCUGCCUGACAAGAUUGAAGUAAAAACAGGUGAAGAAGAUGAAGAAGAGAUCUUCUGUAACAGAGCAAAACUUUUCCGUUUUGACAGCGAAUGCCGAGAAUGGAAAGAAAGAGGCGUUGGUAAUGUCAAAAUUCUGAGGCAUAAAAUAACAGGCAAAAUUCGACUACUUAUGAGACGAGAACAGGUGCUAAAAAUUUGUGCAAAUCAUUAUAUAAAUCCUGAUAUGACUUUGAAACCAAAUGCUGGGUCGGACAAAUCUUUUGUAUGGCAUGCUUUGGACUAUGCAGAUGAAUUGCCAAAACCUGAACAACUUGCCAUUAGAUUUAAAACUCCAGAAGAAGCAAUCCUUUUCAAGCAUAAAUUUCAGGAAGCACAAAAUAGUUUGAAAGGUGCUGGAUCAGACCAUGAUCGGCAAGUGGUUCCGAACAUUAGGUCAUCAAGAGAAACUGCUACACAGGAUAGGAAAGAGCCUGGUAAAGCUGAAACUGGAUUCCUGAAUUCUGGAUUUCACUUCAAGAGCGGCGGGACCUCCUUCAGUGGUAGCUCUCAGGUUCCUAAUCCUGACAUUAACAACACAGCAAAAAAUACCAAUGCUAGGAACACUUUCUCAGUUACAUCAGGUGGAACUACACCAACAUCCUUUUCAUUUAGGAAAGAUGUUUCUGGAACACACACAACGUAUGGCUUUGGAGAGCAGUUCAUGUUGAAGAAAGACCAGUGGGAAUGUAGCACGUGUUUAGUUAGGAAUAAAAUGACCUCACAAAUGUGUGUAGCAUGCCUGUCUCCAAACCCAUCUAAUUGGGAAGCCCAGGCUAUACUUCCAGAAGAAUCAUCCGCAUCUUUAAAGCCUGGCAGUGAAGGAGCACAGAAUACGUUUGGACCCAUUUCUACUACCGUGGAGAACCAAUGGGAAUGCAAGAAUUGUUCUCGAGAAAAUGAAGCAAGUGCUUCUCAUUGUAUUAGCUGCAAGAAUCCCAGUGGAAUCAGCACUACAACGUUUGGUUCACAAACCACAUUCAAAUUUGGCCAAACAGAUACUUCAAAAGUUCCACAGAGUGGCUUUGGGGCUGCUUUUAUGAAGAAGGAAGGACAGUGGGACUGUGGUAUAUGUUUAGUACGAAAUGAAGGCUCUUUGUUAACUUGUGCAGCUUGUCAGGCUCCAAAUCCUUCUUGUGAUGCUACCCCUCUGUCUGCUAAUGGCCCACCAGCUGCUUUUGGCUUCAAGAGCAAGUUAUCUGAAUCUGCUGGCAAACCACAAGAGACAGGUUUUAAAUGUGAAAUAUCAGGCAAGACUUUUAAAUUUGGCUUUCCCACAGAGCAAGAAAAGUCUCCAUUCCAGGUUCCUGCUGCUACUGAGCCAAAGGCUCUAAAGGGAGGGUUUAAUUUUUCAAUGCCUAUCCCACCAGGAGAAUUUAAAUUUGGUAUUCAGGACGCUAGUAAAGAGGUUGCAAAUGCUGAACAAAAUAAAGAAGUUAAUGUCUUUAAAAGUAUUGAUGAGAAAGAGAAUAUCAGUGAGAAAGAGACUGAAACACAGUUGCCCAGUGCAUGUAGCAAACCAAGCAGUGAUUUAGUUUUUGGUCAUCAGAGCAAUACUUUCACUUUUGCUGAUCUUGCCAAAUCAGGUGAAGGAUUUAAGUUUGGUCAAAAAGAUCCUAAUUUUAAGGGCUUCACAGGUGCAGGUGAAAAACUCUUUUCUUCUCAGAUUUCCAAAAUGUCUUCCAAGCUAAAUACUUCUGCUGACCUUGAAAAAGAUGAUGAUGCAUAUAAAACGGAAGAUAGUGACGAUAUUCAUUUUGAACCUGUUGUUCAGAUGCCUGAAAAAGUGGAACUUGUGACAGGAGAAGAGGAUGAGAAGGUACUGUAUUCACAAAGAGUGAAACUGUUCAGGUUUGAUGCAGAAAUUAAGCAGUGGAAAGAGCGUGGCGUGGGGAACUUGAAAAUCCUUAAGAAUGAAGUUAAUGGUAAACUCCGGAUGCUCAUGAGGCGUGAACAAGUAUUGAAGGUUUGUGCAAAUCACUGGAUCACAACUACUAUGAAUCUGAAACCUCUCUCUGGCUCAGACAAAGCAUGGAUGUGGCUGGCUAAUGACUUCUCUGACGGGGAUGCAAAGCUGGAGCAAUUGGCAGCUAAAUUUAAAUCUUCAGAACAGGCUGAGGAAUUCAGACUGAAAUUUGAAGAAUGUCAAAGACUGUUGCUGGAUAUACCACUUCAAACCCCACACAAACUUGUAGAUACUGGAAAGACAGCUGAGCUGAUACAAAAAGCAGAAGAAAUGAAAAGUGGGUUGAAAGAUCUCAAAACCUUCCUUACAGAUGAUAAAACUAAACUCACAGACGAAGAGAAAACUUUAGUGUCUUCCUCUAACAGUUCUGAUCUAGUUAUAAAGCCACACGCUGAAAGUACUGGACCUACAUUAGAGUGGGACAACUACGACUUGCGUGGAGAAGCUCUGGAUGAUAGCACUGACAGUUCAGUGUAUUCAAUGCCUCGGGCAAGUAGCCCUGUGAGGAAACAUCUAUUUAGAUUUGGAGAGUCUACCACAGGAUUUAACUUCAGUUUCAAAUCCGCAUUAAGUCCUUCAAAAUCUCCUUCCAAACAGAAUCAGAGUAGGAUUUCUGUUGGUACAGAUGAAGAGUCUGAUGUCACCCAAGAAGAUGAAAGAGAUGGUCCAUAUUUUGAACCAGUUGUACCAUUACCUGACCUUGUGGAAGUAACAAGUGGUGAAGAAAAUGAGCAAGUAGUCUUUAGUCACCGAGCUAAACUAUAUAGAUAUGAUAAAGAUGCUCACCAAUGGAAAGAGAGGGGCAUUGGGGAUAUAAAGAUCUUACAGAACUAUGACACUAAGCAGGUUCGUGUAGUUAUGAGAAGGGAUCAGGUGUUAAAGCUUUGUGCCAACCAUAGAAUAACCCCCAAUAUGAACAUCCAGCAAAUGAAAGGUGCAGAACGAGCCUGGGUGUGGACUGCAUGUGACUUUGCCGAAGGGGAAAGAAAGAUGGAGCUCUUUGCUGUGCGGUUUAAACUUCAGGAUGUUGCUGAUUCAUUUAAGAACAUUUUUGAGGAAGCAAAACAUGCUCAAGAAAAAGACCUAUUAAUCACACCACUCUCUUCCCGUACUAACACCCCAAAAGAAUCUCCUUGUGGAAAGAUUGCUGUUGCAGUAUUGGAAGAAACCACCAGGGAGAGAACGGAUUUAAAGGAGGCUGAAGAAACAGUUGUUGAAGCUGCAGAGACUUCAGUAGUUGAGGGCACAGCUGAGAUACCAACGAAAGCUGUUGUUUCCCCUCCUAAAUUUGUGUUUGGCUCGGAGUCUGUUAAAACUAUAUUUAAUAACAAAAAAUCAAAACCUUUUACAUUUGGAAACACAUCAGCAACAGGAUCACUCUUUGGUUUCAGUUUUAAUGCCCCUCCCAAGAGCAAAAGUGAUGAUUCAGUGUGUCAGACCAUGAAUGCAAAAAAAUCAGAUAGCUCAGAGGAUGCUAUUGCUUGCAGACAUGCAGAACACCAAGAGAACAGUAAUGCUGCUAAUUGGAAACCCCCAGAAGGCCAAGGAGAAACCCCAGUGGCUACCUCAAAAGCAGAUGCGGUUUCUAACUUUUCAUUCAAAAUACUAGAAAAAGGAUUUAAUUUUAGUCUUUUUAAAUCUAACCCAAUGGCCUUUUGGACGAGUUCAUCCCCCUCUCAAUCCACCAGUGAAGUUGAGAUUAAGAAGGAACCAAAUACAAUCCCAUCAGAUGAUGUAUUGGUCGUGUAUGAGUUAACACCAACCCCUGAUCAAAGAGCUCUUGCAGAAUCCCUUAAAUUACCCCCAACAUUCUUCUGCUAUAAGAAUAAACCUGGGUAUCUGAGUGAAGAUGAAGAUGAUGAAGACUAUGAAACAGCUGUCAGAAGGCUUAAUGGAAAAUUGUAUUUAGAAGAACCUAAAGAGAAUUCAGAAAUAACAAAUACAAGUGCUGUGGAACAUAUUGAUCCAGAGACUAGGAAUGAAACUAUUAUUGUUUGGGAAAAGAAACCAACUCCUAAGGAAAAAGCUAAAGCAGAAGCUCUAAAGUUUCCCCCAACUUUUCUCUGUGGUAUUAACAGUGACACUGAUGAAGACAAUGACAACUUAGAAGACUUUGAGACAGAACUUAGGAAAACUCAAGAAACAAAAGAAUCUCAGGCAGAAGAAAUAACUACUUCAACUGACAAUGUGUGCUCCGGUAAGGAAGGAGGACCAGAUAUAGCCUGCAGUAUUACUAAAACAUCAGAUUCUACAACCAAUCCUAUGCAUACUACAUGGGAUACAUUAAGAACAGGUGGCAACUCUAUUCCUGAAACUACACAAAGCUUUCAGAAUUUAUUAGAAACAGAUGACAAACCUGUUGAUUUAUCAACUAAGAAGGAAAAUGAUUCCAGUUCGGAAGCCUCUGUAAAUCAAGAGAAUAAUCCUUUUUCCUUUGAUAAUGUAUCGAGUGUGUCAUUUGCUGAUCUGGCUUCAAGCAAUUCUGGGGAUUUUGCUUUUGGUUCUAAAGACAAAAACUUUAAGUGGGCAAAUACAGGAGCAGCUGUAUUUGGAGUACAAGCAGCCGCUAAAGGAGAAUGUGAUGAUGAUGCAAGUGAUGAAGAAGUGGUACACAGUGAUGAUAUUCAAUUUGAACCAAUAGUCUCACUGCCAGAGGUUGAAGUAAAAUCUGGAGAAGAAGAUGAAGAAAUUAUUUUCAAAGAAAGGGCAAAACUAUACAGAUGGGACAGAGAAGUCAAUCAGUGGAAAGAGCGUGGUGUUGGAGAAAUAAAGAUUCUAUUCCAUACGCAAAAGAAGUGUUACCGAAUUUUAAUGAGAAGGGAUCAAGUUCUCAAAGUCUGUGCAAACCACAUAAUCACAAAAACAAUAGACUUAAAACCCUUGAAUUCUUCAAACAAUGCUAUGGUUUGGACUGUAACGGAUUAUGCUGAUGGUGAAGCAAAAAUAGAACAACUUGCAGUUAGAUUUAAAACCCAAGAACUGGCUGAUACCUUCAAGAGGAGAUUUGAAGAGUGUCAGCUGAUUUUGUCGGAAGAACAGAAGGAACAUGUAUCUCUUGCAGCAAAAUUUUCAAAGGAAUCUAACCCUGUAGUAUACCUUGAAAUUUCUGUUGAUGAUGAAUCUCUAGGGCAUGUAACAAUAGAAUUGUUUUCCAAUAUUGUUCCUCGAACCGCUGAGAACUUCAGAGCAUUGUGCACAGGAGAAAAAGGAUUUGGAUUCCAAAACUCUAGAUUUCACAGAAUAAUUCCAGAUUUUGUCUGUCAGGGAGGUGAUAUCACUAAGCAUGAUGGCACAGGGGGACAGUCCAUCUAUGGAAAUUCAUUUGAAGAUGAAAAUUUUGAAAUAAAACACACUGGUCCUGGCCUAUUGUCAAUGGCAAAUUGUGGCAGAGAUACCAACAAUUCUCAAUUCUUUAUUACUCUCAAAAAGGCAGAACAGUUGGACUUUAAACAUGUUGUCUUUGGGUUUGUAAAGGAUGGGAUGGAUAUAGUGAAAAAAAUAGAAUCUUUUGGCUCUCCCAAAGGAAUAGUGUCAAAAAGAAUUGUGAUUACAGAUUGUGGGCAAAAAUAAAAUGAUUCUGCUGACAUUUGGAGAUUAAACAUAAGCCUGCAGCAAAUUUAGACAAGAUUAUGUUCAGGGUUUUUUGUUUGUUUAAAAAAUGAACAACUUCUGAUGUAUAAAUGUAAAGUUACAGCUCAUAGCUGAGUACUUUUUAAAAUGUGUUUCAAUUGCCUGCAUGUUGUGAAAUAAACGUUCAAACACUAGUCUAUUUCAGGUGUACUUUUGUUUCCUCCUGAUUUUGUAUUAAAUAAUUUAAAAUAAAAUCCCAGGUGUCUGGA
Messenger RNA from Ahaetulla prasina, 9537 nucleotides. RefSeq names its product RANBP2 like and GRIP domain containing 4 (gene RGPD4). Bases 200 to 9268 code for a protein of 3022 amino acids. The transcript has 30 exons. The record is from RefSeq and is a predicted model, not a curated record. Gene Ontology annotation, cellular component: nuclear pore; cytoplasm. Gene Ontology annotation, biological process: protein peptidyl-prolyl isomerization; protein folding; NLS-bearing protein import into nucleus. Gene Ontology annotation, molecular function: peptidyl-prolyl cis-trans isomerase activity; GTPase activator activity; protein binding. Lineage: Eukaryota; Metazoa; Chordata; Lepidosauria; Squamata; Colubridae.